UGCUAAUAUGAAGAACUCAUUUACUUUUAUGAUGUUACAACGCAUUUUAGAUGCCGCGAUGUUUGACGUGGAGUAUGGGAAGUGGCUCGUGGAUCACCACCGGCUGAUGUGCGAAAUGAGGGCUGCAAUGCAGGAGCAUUUGCCAGAAAACGAGCUGCGGAUGCUUGUGGACAAGUGUCUGUUGCACUACGAUGCAGUGAUGAGCCUCAAGAGCGUCAUGGCCAGGUCUGAUGCCUUCCAUCUCUACUCUGGCAUGUGGAUGACCCCCGCAGAGCGCUGCUUCAUGUGGAUUGGUGGCUUCCGCCCAUCUGAGCUCAUCAAGAUUGUUCUAAGACACAUAGAGCCACUUACGGAGCAGCAGAUAGUAGGAGUGUGCGGCCUGCAACAAUCCGUUCAUGAGACGGAGGAAGCCUUGAGCCAAGGACUUGAAGCCCUUUUCCGAUCCCUUUCUGACACCAUCAUCUCUGAUGCGUUGGGCUCUCCAUCUGACGUGGGCAACUACAUAAGCCAGAUGGUCGUAGCCAUGAACAAGCUCUCUGCUCUUGAAGCUUUCGUUAGACAGGCGGAUAAUCUGAGGCAGCAGACUGUCCACAGGCUUCAACUGAUUCUCAGCACCCAUCAGGCAGCUCGGUGCUUCUUGGCGAUGGCUGAGCAUUUCCACCGCCUCCGUGCCCUCAGCUCCCUGUGGCUCACUCGGCCAAGGCAGUAGCGAGAUUAGAAACUCAAGAGAUAUACAGGUAGGAAAAGAGGCAGGGUUACUCAAUUAGGAAACUGAAACUGAAAAAAUAGAACAUAUAGGUCAGUUCAACAUUCUCAUUACUUGUUCCUUUUAAUCUGAAUUGAGUUUCAUAGAGAUGUAGGAGGACCGGGACCUUUUAUCUUUGGUAGAAUUGCAAGAUGGUAUCCGCAUAGAUGGAUACGUUGCAAUGGAGUAUGGGUAGGGUCUCCCAUCCUCUUCUGCUCUUUCUUAGCCUUCCUUCGUAUGGGAGGAAAGUAAACUUGUGCUGAAGGGAGUUCUUUGAGCAGCCUUUUCUGACUACAUAUGGACAGGUAAAAUUAAAGUUGAAGACAAAGAGGGCUAAGAUCUUAAGAAUAGGAGGACGAGGAGGAGUUCUCUUUCUUUUCUUUCAUUUUUUUUCUUUUUAACUUUUUCAAUAAUUUCCUAGGAUCAGCUAGGUAAAGGGGACUGAUUUCUACUGAACUUUGGCUGAUGUUUCGAUAUUAAUGUAGCCUGUCCUUUUUCUUUUA
Phoenix dactylifera (date palm) is the source of this 1248-nucleotide messenger RNA. Lineage: Eukaryota; Viridiplantae; Streptophyta; Magnoliopsida; Arecales; Arecaceae. The record is from RefSeq and is a predicted model, not a curated record.